Messenger RNA from Podarcis raffonei (Aeolian wall lizard), 690 nucleotides. RefSeq names its product endosulfine alpha (gene ENSA). NCBI's taxonomy places the organism in Eukaryota, Metazoa, Chordata, Lepidosauria, Squamata, Lacertidae. Gene Ontology annotation, molecular function: protein phosphatase inhibitor activity. The record is from RefSeq and is a predicted model, not a curated record. Gene Ontology annotation, cellular component: cytoplasm. The coding region runs from base 142 to 504 and encodes 120 amino acids. The transcript has 3 exons.
UGGAGGCGGCGGCCAUUUUGGCUCUGCUGUGGAAGAGACGGGAGAGAGCGGCGAAGAGGGCGCCGAAGCAGGAGCGCCGGCCUCGCCUGGCCCCAGCGCCUCACCGUCUCGCCCGCCUGCCUCUAAGCCCAAGGCCCCGUCAUGUCUGACACGCUUGGCGGCGGCGGCAACGCCCGUUCUGACGAGACAGGCGAGGAGAAACAGGACUCACAGGAGAAGGAAGCGGUCAUCCCCGAGAGAGCGGAGGAGGCAAAACUCAAAGCCAAAUACCCCAGUUUAGGACUCCAGAAACCCGGCGGCUCCGACUUCCUAAUGAAAAGACUCCAGAAGGGGCAAAAGUACUUCGACUCCGGGGAUUACAACAUGGCGAAGGCCAAGAUCAAGAACAAGCAGCUGCCAACCGCAGGGACCGACAAGAACUUGGUGACGGGAGACCACAUCCCGACGCCGCAAGAUCUCCCGCAGAGGAAAUCCUCCCUCGUGACCAGCAAGCUGGCAGGGUAACCUGCGCCCCUCCGCCUCCCGAUGAGUUUUCUUCUUUUUUUUUCCUUUUGGGGUUUUUUUGAUUUAUUUUUAUUAUGUAUAUUUUUUUUUUGGUCAGAUGGAUUGAACUUUGCUGUAUCAUAAGGCUGGGAUAAUUCAGGACUCGUUUUAGCCGUCGGAAAUAUUUAUACAAAUCCCCAAGCAGGA